Messenger RNA from Geodia barretti, 459 nucleotides. NCBI's taxonomy places the organism in Eukaryota, Metazoa, Porifera, Demospongiae, Tetractinellida, Geodiidae. The record is from the annotation of a GenBank genome assembly.
AUGGCCACAACGUUUAGUGAAGUUUUCUCGGGACAUGAUCCAGUUACCAUAUACGAAGGGUUCGAAUUUACCGAAGGGCCCGUCUGGCACCCGGAGGGUUACCUGCUGUUCAGCGACAUACCGGCCAAUACCAUCUAUCGGUACGUCCCAGGAGGCGACCCUGAGCCAUUCCUGACCCCAAGCGGAAACUCAAAGGGACUGACAUUUGAUCGGCAGGGACAGUUGCUCGCCUGUGAGCACGGAGGACGCCGGGUAUCACGAAUGUCAGGGAAUGGCAGCAUGGAAACCCUGGUGCACCAAUACGACGGGAAGAGCCUUAACAGUCCAAACGACCUCGUGGUCCACUCAAGCGGCAGUAUCUUCUUUACCGACCCGCCUUAUGGCAUCGACCCGGAUCCCGGGGCGCAGGGCUUCAAUGGUGUAUACCGACUGGACCCGGACGGAACAUUACUCUGUUGA